UAAUUUUACACGCUUUAAAAACGUCGUUCAUUUCUGAUUUUGUACCAACACGGUGCAUUCUGGGAACGGAAAUAAACCGCGUUAUUCUUCCGCUUUAAAGGUACUCAUCAUUCGUUUAUCGCUCUCUUCAAAUAAAUCGACAUUAUCCCUGGGUUGCUUUCAUCAGAAGAUUUGAGCAGCGAUAAAAGUGGUGAGGUCGAACAAGCAAGCGGAAUGGCAUUCCGGUCAGUGACAAGUGAAAUGCGGUAAAUGUUGCCACAAAAUUGAUGUCCCACCACACCAGCCACAACCUCAUAGCCACUUGCCACAUCUGCAACACCACCUUCCAACGCAUGUCGGCGCUUUCUUCACACUUGGACAAUGCAGACAAUCCGACGGUGUGCUGGAAUUGCUCUCAGUGUUUUAGUAACGUGUGGGAGCUGAACAAGCAUGAGGAACACUGCUUGAGCUCAGCAGACGAAAGUAGUGACCUAGCGUCGAACGUGGAGCUGCGGUUGAGCCCGAGCCCGGGGACAUCUGGAAACCGCGUGGACUAUGAACUGGGAAGACCGCUUGACUCUGAUGACGUGAGCACGGAUGAGUCAACAAACGAUUCUUCUGAUGAUGAUGAUGAUGAUAGUGAGUUUGACCCCAAAGCGGCUCAAGUUGAUCUCAGUGACACAGAAUCAGAUGAGGAAUCAAACUCAAGCACGACGAAUCCCGCUGGUCUUGAACAUAUUGCCAGUCGUGGCAACCUUAUCCUCCCCGUUAACACGAACGCCAUCUGCAAAGACUGUGGCCGAGGCCCCUUCAGUUCCAUCAAGCUACAUCUGCGCUACUGCACUGGUUACCCGGGGAGAUUAUUUCAGUCCUCUUGUUGCAAAGCUUUCUUUCCCAGUCAGGAGGCGCUCAAGGACCACUGCCUCAUCUUAUACGCCUGUGAAGUUUGCGGUCAGGUGUUCAAUAAGUGGGUCUCGCACCAUCACCACCAGCCUACCAACAAACCCCGUCUGAGGGUGGUUUCCUUCUGCCCCGAAUCAAUGCCCAAAACGUGCACCAUAUGCAAGUCGUUUUUUCUCAACGAAAAGUUCUUUUUGGCCCACGUCACCCGGGUUCACACGUCAGUGGUCAGCACCAAGUUGUGCAUCAUCAACAAACCGUCGGGCUUGACUGACAAGAAGUUGCCGGCUAAUGUGGCCACAAAGUUAAUUCCCAAGUCCGUCAUCAAGACCGAGCAGGACGAUGAGUUCUCGAUCAAUGCGGCCGCAAAGAUUACGCCCAAUCCUUUCAUCAAGACCGAGCAGGACGAUGGGUUGUCGGCUAAUGCGGCCGCAAAGAUUACGCCCAAGACUGAGCAGGACGAUGAGUUAUCGGCUAAUCCGGCCGCAAAGAUUACUCCCGAGUUUGUCAUCAAGACCGAGCAGGACGAUGGGUUGUCGGCUAAUCCGGCCGUAAAGAUCACUCCCAAGCCUGUCAUCAAGACCGAGCAGGACGAUCGUUGUUUGGCUGAUGUGGCCACAAAUACGUCCAAGACUGUCAUCAAGACCGAGCAGGACGAUGGGUUUUUGGCUAUUGCGGCCGCAAAGAUUACUUCCGAGACUUUCAUCAAGACUGAGCAGGACGAUGGGUUUUUGGCUAAUGUGGCCGCAAAGAUCACUUCCGAGACUGUCAUCAAGACUGAGCAGGACGAUCGUUGUUUGGCUAAUGUGGCCACAAAUACGUCCAAGACUGUCAUCGAGACCCAGCAGGACGAUGGGUUUUUGGCUAAUGUGGCCGCAGAGAUUACGUCCAAGGCUGUCAUCAAGACUCAGCAGGUCUUGAAUGCACAGCACCUUUUGGACCAUACGUAUUCUUAUGCGGAGCGCCCUGAUUUAGCAUGCUCAGCUCCACUACCCACCAUCGUGGCCUUGUUGGAGAAUCAAAGGCAGGUCUUGACAAAGCGAACAAACACAAGAGCGCAGCGCACCUGCCGACAGUGCGGCACCGUCUUACGGCAGCCCUACCUUGCCGUUAGCCACCGCUACCUCCACCGGGGCAGCCGCUCGCACCGGUGCCAUUGCGGCCGGGCCUUCAAGCACCGUCUGCACCUCCUGCGCCACCGAGUGCAGCACGCCGAGGCCGAAAGUUACAUCUGCGUCAACUGCGGAAACACAUUCACCGGAGCGAGACGCUUAGCCGAGCACCUGAGAGGAAAUACAUGGAAAACCAAAAAAUGCCGGACAAAGUGCAAUGUGCCCCUUGCAUGCAGCUGUGGACAUUUCUUUUAUAGAGCAUCUGCCUACAUAUGGCAUCAAAUUAAAAACAAUGUGAAAACCAGGAAUUUGUAAAUGACAAUCAGGGCGUCUCACUUGCCACAAUUUUUUGUAAAGUAUCAGUGAUGAAGCUCAAUCCCGCACAUGACAACGUUCAAUUCCAAAAUGUCCCGGAGAGUUUUAAUGAUGUGCAAAUUUCAAUUUAUUUUGAAAAGAACAGAGUACAAGAAAUGUCACUCAUUUCAGGAAUACAUAAGAAAAAAGUCUCCAGUUUAUCCUCCCUUUGUCCAGUUGUGUGAGAUUUGCAAAGUACUUCUCUUCCAAUGAGAUAUUUGUUUUUGGAUUGAUUGUUUGAAUGGGAGAUGUACAGUGAACUUCCGCUAUUAGGGCAGGGGGAAAGAAACUCUUCUUUGCCAUGAAUAGAGAAAGUCUGCGAUUAAUUCCUCCCCCUACAAUUUUUUUUUUUUUUUUUAUAUAAUGGAGGAGAGAUGCCACAACGUGGUAGCAUUAAUAUGGACAAAUUGUAAUGGCAAACUAAGUUCGUCACUGCAUUAUGAGAGGAAAAAAACUUUUUCAGUUUCACUUUUGACAGUUCACAAGAUGCAUUUAACAUUGGCCAACAUAACAGGACAUCUCAAAUGUUAAGAAAACAGUUUCCCUUAAAGCACAAAAACAGCAACUAGCCAAAGUUCUCAGCAAAUAGCUGAAUAGUAGAUUCCAAAGAAAUUUGCAAAUUUGAGAAUGUUGAUUGCAAAUGUGCAGGGGUUCACUGUAUGUCUAAUAUUGUGUGGUUCCAUUUCUCAACUGUGUUUUGAUGAUUUAGGAUAUUUUGAAGGAACUAAUGACGACGUAAUCACUGAUGUACGCAAUCUACUCAAUGUCCGCUAGAGGGCGCACUUCGUCCAUCUUGCACCCCGUUGUCAAUUCCCCACACAAACUAGAUCUUCAUCCCAUCAUGACCGUCUUCCAUUUGAGAUGAACAUGCUAAGAUGUUAAACAAUUUAAAAUAAACUUGUCUUUGAAUGCAA
Molecule: messenger RNA, 3259 nt
Organism: Syngnathus typhle (broad-nosed pipefish)
Lineage: Eukaryota; Metazoa; Chordata; Actinopteri; Syngnathiformes; Syngnathidae
Product: zinc finger protein 91
Exons: 2
Coding region: 267-2306 (679 amino acids)
Biological process (GO): regulation of transcription by RNA polymerase II
Cellular component (GO): nucleus
Molecular function (GO): RNA polymerase II cis-regulatory region sequence-specific DNA binding; DNA-binding transcription activator activity, RNA polymerase II-specific
Source: RefSeq, a predicted model, not a curated record